Pelobates cultripes (western spadefoot toad) is the source of this 21642-nucleotide messenger RNA. Lineage: Eukaryota; Metazoa; Chordata; Amphibia; Anura; Pelobatidae. The record is from the annotation of a GenBank genome assembly.
CGUUACUCUAAAAACUAACGAUGCUUCUUCUUUUCCUUUUUAGCUUGGCGGGAAGACAAGAGGUAAGAACCGGUUACAGUGACUCCGCCCCAACACCCUGACGGACAGCUGCCUCAGCCAACAGGAGCGCGACAUUGCUGCGUCACCGCUCCGGCCGCCAUUUUGUGAGUGUAUAUGAGGCGGUCGCCCCGUCUCUCUGAGUUAUUGCGGCGCCUCCUCUCCGUGCCGGGUGGUUUUCGUGUGUGCCAUGGAAGGGUAAGUCAUCAAGCUUAGCGGGCCGGGGGGGCCCAGUGCAAUAACACAAACUUGUCUGGCUUAAAAUCUCCCUCUGUAACUUUACAGCCUUCGGAGUAUUUUUGUUUGUUUUUGUGGUUAUUUUUUUUUCUCUCACUGAAAGCCAGUCAGUUGGGAGUUGUUGGAAACCUUGUUACUAGUUAUUACUGAGAGGGGGGCCGUUAAUGGGCUGCACAUACCGUCCAGUAACGUACAGCCGCACUCCCCUGUUGCUCGGUACCGUGUUGAGUUGGCACUGGGUGGGGCACACUUUACUCCUGACUAACACGGCAUCAGGGGGGUUGAAAGAACUCCCACACCCAUCACGUGCCCAUGUAAAGUCCCAUCUUACCUGACCCCCCUCUCUAAUAACCGCCCCCAUGGCUCCCAGUAUCGGGGUGCCUGUGUCUUGCUCCCAAUCUCACCGACACAUAAUCCUCUCCCGGGUCACUCCAGAACCUAAAGUGGUGAUAAUGCUGGACCCUCCGGGGGUUAUCAUUUUCCUGCUUGGGGGGGGGGGGGUUAGUGCCUACGUUUCUCCUCUGUUGAGGCUACCGUGGUGUGUUGGCUUAUUGCUAAGGCUAGUGGUAGCCAGGGAUCUUGCCAGAGUAGUGGGAGUUGAUGUACAUCCUGCGGGGUUAUACUGAGGAGACACUCACUGGCCAGUUAAAGGAUGCUGGAUCCAGCGUGGCCCCUCGUUUAGUAGAUGCCCUGGGGAGGGGGGGGGAGGAAGAGGGAGAUGAAGUUAGUCUGCUUGCGUGUGCAAAGUCCAACUUCCUUCACAGCCUGCGGUUCACUGGCUUCCGCCCCAUCCAUUGUCUGUUUCGAUCUGCCCCUCCUAUUCAACAUUAGGUAGAUGGGUGGAGGAGGUUAGCUAUGGGGCCCCUGUGCUGCCCAGACUUGCUUUUUAUUUGUUCAUAAUGUAGUUCGGGUUUUUGUUUACUUGGAGACGUUUCCUGGCAGUUGAAAUGUUAAAUCAUGGGUAGAGCUAGUCUGCUUACCAUCUGAAUUUGCAUUGAUACACAAUCGUUAGAUUCUGGAUCACACCAGAGUAGUUUGAGAUGUGUGUGUGUAUGUAUAUUAAUUUGUGGGAGGGAAGUGCAUUUCGAUAUGAAAGCAUAGACCUUUACAUUAAGUGUAGCACUAGGUUGCCCUAUGCUGUUCUAUUCAAAGCUGUGCCAGAUACCUGGUAUGAUGUAAGGGGAGAAGCUUAAAGUUACGUGUAAUGCAAUUCAACAGUUAUUGAAGUUUAAGUUCUUCUUGACACACUCUUGUUUCUGAUGUUAAAUCUAUGUAUAUAUUUAAAGGUCUGCAGUUCACUUUUGCUGGUUUGGGGGAUUUACCUUCGUAAACUCCACAUUUGAUUAAAUUAGUUGGACUUUGCAACUUGUGUUUAUAAAUACUGUAUACAAAGUAUUUACAGUCUUAUGGUUUAUACCUAUGGUAAGUUCAGGAAAUUGUAGUUGAGUUGCAGAAGCUGUAAUAAUACAUUUGCAGGAAGGGAGACCAUUUGGAGAACUGCAUUGCUCCUUUUGUUUAAUGUAUGUAAAUCACUCCAAAGGUAACCUCUGAUAGUGAGCAGGCAAAGGCUGUGUGGUUAGUGAUUUAUACAUGCAGAGCUGCUUGGGGUUUACAUUGGCUGCAAUUGUGUGCUUACUCAUAUCCUGUUGGCUUCAGAUGAGAUUAUGAAAUUCCACCCUCCAUUUUGUGCAGCUGUAUAGCAAGCAUUUUUUUUCUCUCUGCAACUAGCCUACCUUUUUUGUGUCUUCACAAUAAAUUCUUGCAUGUGAGGGGAACCUGUUUUUCCAGUAUUUCCUUACGCAGAUAAGAGUAGCUUGGCAAAUGCUUUAUUUAAAUUAAACUUCUCAUGUUUGAGGUGAUAUAAAGGUGGAGUAAACUGAUCUAGUGAAGUUAGAAAUGUAUGUCUAAAUGUUGGUAAAGCCGUAUCAAGAUAUGGAUACGUCCAGUUUAGUAUGCACACUUGAAAUAUUAUCCCUCAAAUUGUAUUAAGUGCAUGACUUCGAUGUCGUUUUGUUUUAUAUAGUGCUGUACAAUGGGUGGGCUAACAGACACUUCCUUGAUUACUGUCAAGGGGGUAAACAUGCAGUUUAAAAUUAAAAGCAUUAUUUAUUGUAAAACAAGUCGACGACAGUGUUGCAAAUUAUUUUGUCUGUCUAGUUACAUGUAUUUUACAGAAAUGCAUCCUAAUAGUUGAGGCUCACAAAAUCAUAAAUGUCAAAUGCCCAUGCAAGUGUGCUAAGCUAUAUUGAACAAUUUAUACAUGUACAUACAUAUUCUUUAUGGGGCUUCUAUGGUCAUGUUUUUUUUGUUCUAAAUAGUUUUACAAAUUAAUUUAACUUUGCUGCUUAACUGACUUUUUUUUUUCCCACCUUUUCGUUACAGAAUUGUCCAAGAGUUAACAGUUGGUACAAAGGUAAGCCCUGAUUUAUUUUAUAUAAUCUAAAAAUUACUUUGUCACCAAUUAGUUUGCGUUAAAGGUGCAAGAUGAUCUUGGCACCAACUGAGGAUAGCCUCCCUUGUUCUGAAAUCCCUGAUACAUCCAUUGGUUUUUUUUGUUUGUUUUUUUUUUCUUCAUAUGUGUUUUGUAGUGUUAUGCUAGUAUAUUGUAUUGGUUUAUCUCUAGAGCAGAAGGGCAACCUUUGGCACUCAAGGUGUGUGAACAACAUCUCAUUUAACACAUUAAGGAUAGUCAAUUGUCCAAGUUCUGAACCAAAACAAAAUCUAGAACUUUGUCUGCUCAACCAAUAUUUACCUCUCUAAUAAUAAGUGCAUAUAAACAUCUAAAUAAAAUAAGUGUGGAAAUACAAAAAUUCUUGUUUUCUAAGUUCUGCACUGCAUUUUAACAGUGAAAUGUCUUAAUACUGUUUGAUUUUACUUCAAAAAAAUUUUUUUUUUUUUUUUUGUGAUGCCCCCUAUUUAAAUGUUUAAUCUGGCUUUGGUUAGUGUCAAAUAAAUGGCUUAUAAAUUAAAUUAUCUAUUCAGGCCUGUUGUGAAUUAUAUAUCAUUCCUAAUGUAUUUUGGGGUAUGUAUUGUAUAAUAUCAUAUAGGGCAUCUGCCUGAUGACCCAGGCAGUCCUCAUGCAGCCAGUUUGAUUAAUUUGAUAGUGUCAUCGUGAUCACUGUACCCCCUACCCCCCGAACGUGAUCGUCAGCUAAGGAGCUACGGUGCCCUGAAGGGAAGGCCUUAUUGGGGCAUACUGUUUUGCCCUAACACUGUUAGUCAUCCUUUUGUAGUACACGGUAGCACGCCCAACAUUGGGAAGUGGUUAAUGCUCUUACAGUCAUAAUGCUUGCAAAGCAUCGGGGGGAGAUCUAGUCCACAACAUCUGGAGUGCCAAUGUUUGCUGACCUCCUGCUCCAGAGUGUAUUUUAAUGGUCAUAUAGUUGACAUUUUGGUAUUAGUGCUUGGUUAUGCUAAACCAGUCCUGCUUGUUUUCUCAGGGUUUGUGUUCAUCACACAGAGCUUGUAGGGUGAUGUCUGACCAGUUACCAUGGCAUUGGUAAUUAUCAGUUUUGGUUGUCUGCCAGGAAUGUGGCUUGCCAACCUUAUCCUCUUCUUUAGCUUCAGUUCAGAGAUUGCAGCAUGGGGAAUCUGUACUACUGUCUUUCCCCUCUUUAUUUAUUUCCCCUUCCCCCCCCCCACAUAUUCCAAGUCUGUGUCAAUUUUGUGGGUUCAUGGGCUCAGCCAAAUCCAUAUUAUGUAAAUAUUCUUAAAUGAAUCCAAAGCACAGUUGGGCAUGCCUUUCCUCUUUUUUUUUUCUUCUCCCUCCUCUGCAUCAAACAGAAAAUAGGAGGGCAUAUUUUUGUGAAUAAACCACUAGCCUCUUCCACAGUGCUUUACAAGUAGUUUGUCAUUUAAGUCAGUUUAAGAAAGGCUUGAUGUAGUGUUCUUGUCACUUUUCUCCUUUUCAUUUCUUUAUGCCCUUGUAAUCGUAAUGCAGUUUUUUUGGUUUGUUUUUUUCCCAGGUGGCUUGUGUGUAAAUUUGAUUGGCAACUGACAUGAUUCCUUGCUUUAAGCCUCUCAAGUUUUACUUGCUUGUCUGCUAAGGAAAAGGCUUAAUUUGAUACCUUUUUUUUUUUUUUUUAAAUGUAUAUUGUCAAAACUUGAACCCUCAAGAAAAAAAGUUAAACGGAUACAUGCAUAGGCAACCAAAAAUUGUUUUUUUUGUUUUGUUUUUGUUUUUUUCGUGACCGAUGCCUUCAGCGGCUGUCAAACCCACUCAUAUACUUGUGUUGACUGUUGGGUUUUCAUUGAAAUCCCAACACCGUGAAAAGAUAGGAAGACAAAGCUUGACAAAAAAGUGCAGUCAAGCCCACAGUCGUCACUAGUGGAGGGGAGAGGGGUGCCCUUAUGAAGGAUCUUCCAUAACACUCAGUGUGUGUAUAUAUAAUGUGUGUGUUUUUUGGUUUUUUUUUGUGUGUGUUUUUUUUUUUUUAUAUCUAUCUCUUGUGUGAUGUCUUCUGGAGGCGUGCUUCUAGGGUGACUGUCCUAUCCAAUGCUUCGCAUAGAGGAAUAUUAGGGACCAUAUGCGCAUGGAUGGCACAUGCCUAUAUCCACCAUUGAUUCUUUCAUAGAUAAAAACAAUAACUCAUGCAACAAGACAGUUUUCAAAAAUGUUUGUGGUUGUCUAAUUUCCCCUGGCUUAGAGUGUGCCUUGUGCAUUUUUACUUCACUUUUGGGCUCUUAAAUGUAAAUUUAAAAGCUGUAACAGAAAAGCUCAUUGUAAUUGGGGACGAGCUUCUGCAUUGAAAUCAAACUUGAAGGGUUACUCCAACCAUUGUAACCACUACAGACCGAUGUAGUGGUUACUCUGGCUUCUUCAGAGCUGGAUAUUGGUUGAUCCUGUGACUUUCAUUGGUUCAGUCUGUCAGCUACUCACUCUUAGCCAAUGAAUGAGCAUUUCUACAUAGAAAUAUGCAGAGUUAAACAUUCCCGGCUGGCUAAUGACAUCCUGAUGAAUCUGCUAGAGGUAGUUACACUUGGCUGUAAAGUGGUUAAGCAGACUUCAUAAUGAAAUGCUGCACAUAGUUACUCUAGAUCAGGGGUAGGCAACCUAUGGCACUUGAGGUGUCUUUGCACGGCACUCAAGGCUGCUUGAGCCAAACAGGCUCUGGCCUAUCAGGAGUCCCAGUAAAACUUAAAAUAUCUGCUUAUACGAAAAGAUGGUGAAGGACAAUCUUCAAUUUAAGCAUUGCAGCACAUAGAGGAAAUGAUCUCAGAUCACUUCCUCCAAGCACUUGUGAAUGGGAAUCCACACCGUAGUAGAGCAGCCCUCGACAGCUAUCACAGCUCCUGUCUUUGACCUGUACCAGGCCAGCCUGGUCCCCACUGGAACCCAGGGAAGCCAACCAUACUGCUAGAUAUACACAUAUAUUGUGGAUCAAAGAAAGUGUUUAUCUGAGUAUCUGCUCCUUUCCAAAUUGUUAAAAUAAAUGCGUGCACGCUCUGAAGUAAAUUACACUGAGACACAGGUAUCAGUUUAAUUAAAAACUUGAAUGUUUACUCAGGGGGCGGCAAGCCCCUUAUAAAGGCAAAAAUACAUCAUAUGCAAAAAUCUAGAUAACAGAGAGAAUACAUCUUUAAUUGGUUAGGUGUUAAAUGUCUUAUCUAAUGCACAUCCUACGAGGUGUGAUGUCACCAUCAUCCCGGGACUUUACUCCGGAUGUAGGUGCCAUCUUGUUACACGAGGUAGUUAGUCGGUGGGAGGGGGUGCUCUAGCAGCCAUUUUGAGCAGAUAUUGAAUACAGGUAUACACAGUAAAUAGACUUUUUACUAUCACUAAUUUACAUUCAUAACACAGAAAUGAAGAAUAACCCUCACCUUAUACAAAUAUGAACAGUCCACACACAAACACACACAAUCUGCACAAACGUAACUCGCUAACAAUCCACAUACAUGCACACAACCCCACAUGCAGCCUCUCACAUACAAUACCCCAAACAACACUCACACUACCAAACACACAAUGUGACAUAUCCAUCCACACACAAUUCCACAAGCAGCCCUCAUACACAGCCCACAUUCAUAUGUAUCAUACACAGUACCAUAAACUACUCAUGAACAUAUACAAUAUAAUAGCUCAUAUACGCACAAAUACAAAGCAAUUACAGUAAAACACAAGCAGAAUACGGCAGCAUACACACCUCAAUUUUAAAAAAAAUAGGACCGGCACGCUACGGGACAUCACAAUCCCAUAUCGGCCCAGUGCUGCUAAAAGGUUGCCUACCCCUUCUCUAGACACUGACCAUUUUAGUGAUUUGAAGUAUUGGCAUAGACAUCUAAACCUAAGAGAUUCAUCAUUGUUUCUUCUACUCCUGUAUUAAUCUGUUGGCAAUUAUGGUUUCUAUUAAACAUUACAGUUUUAAGUCUUUUGAAUUUCUAGUUGUUUACAGCCUACAAUGCCGUUAUGUAUAACUUGGGUUAAGGUUGGUGUGUGUGUGUUUUUUUUUUUGUUUUUUUCUCUCUCUCUCUUUCUUGGUGUUGCGAUGGAUAUAGAGAGAGAGGCACAAACCAUUUUUUUUAAUUUUUAUUUAUUUUUUGUUCUGUGGGGUAUGCAUUUUGAAAUGCAUGUCUUGUAAUCAAAUAACUUCCUUAUGGCUCAAGAAAACUGUGUAUUCCAAUAUAUCUUACUGAUAGUCUGCUUUUCAGUUAAUGAAGCUAGGUGUUGCUUGCAUAUUUUUAUUUAUUUAUUCUUCUGUGUGCACUAGUUUUAAAAACACAUCCUAGGUACCAAAAUCUGGUGCUUCUUAAAUCCUGUCUUGCAGCCCUCCUAAUGAACGGUGCUAUUUUGAUAUAUGGUGUCAGCAUGGAAAAUAUGCUGCUGUAAUUGCUGGGUGUGGCCUGUAGUUGACUGAGAAACUUUGUAGUAGAUGCACUUAAUGAGUUGUGGCUGCACUCAUGCGGGGUAGGUCAGCGAUGCUGCUCUGAAAAAGAGUGGCCACAGAUUGUUGGUCUGGAAGAGUGUCAGGGAGCAGUGUGGUCAUUGUCCUGGCACUGGUAUGUUUUCAUGGUUGUAUUUUAUUAAAAAGGAGACUACAGUAAAGGAAUACAUGUAACUUGACAAAUGUUAGCAAUUCUUUAAAGGGAAACUCCAGUGCCAGGGAAAACAGUUUUCCUGGCACUGCAGUUCCCCUCUCCCUCCCACCCCCCAAUCCCCGGUUGCUGAAGGGGUGAAAACCCACAUCGCUGCUUCUCAUUCCGUGCCGCUCCUCCCUCUGAUUGCGUCGGCCGAUGCUAGAAACCAGGAAGUCUAGUAGACAGCCACUAGAGGUGGAGUUAACCCUGCAAGGUAAUUAUUGCAGUUCAUAAACUGCGAUAGUUAAACUUGCAGGGUUAAGAGUAGUGGGAGUUGGCACCCAGACCACUCCAAUGGGCAGAAGUGGCCUGUGUGCCUGGAGUGUCUCUUUAAGUAGCUCAGACUUUCAUUAUCUUUUGUAGUCUUCACUGUUCUGAUAUUCUUCUCUUAAUUGUAUAGAUUUAAAGAUCAAUCUUUGGGUGAGGAAAACGACAAACAUCUGCUAGUGUUUAAUUUGAUGCCUACAUUAUCUCUUGGUUAUAUACUUAAUGUAUAUGAAAGAUUCCAUAGAAUGGCAUUAUCUUUCAUGUGUCCUCUGAUUCUUUUAUUCAAGUGUGUAAUUGUUUCACAGAAUAAAAGUGAGUAGGUUUAUUUCCCUACCUAAAAUAAAAUGUUUAAACUCUCUUUAUAAAAUACUCUGAGGUCUUUCUAGGAAUUUGUUCACCAUGCCUACUAUAAUUAACUUUACUGUAAAUUAUAUAUAUAAUUUUCCUCCUUUGUGACUGCAUUGCCAUUUAUUUGUUCAGUCUUUACUCUAAAACGCUAAUUUUAAAAUUAAGGCAGCGGACUCCAGUGUAAUCUCUGGUCAAAAAUAGUUCUGAAACUGCAUACCUGCACAUCUUAUUGGAAUCAACUGCUCUGGUUACAAUGACAUGUAAAUAAUUCAUUGUGGCAUUUGCAAGAUGCUUCUUGAGAAGCUAUUGUCAUUACAGCCUGUAACUGUAUGCUUAUCCAUGUGCAAGAAUAGGUGAAAUGAAGCACCAGCUUAAAAAAAAAAAAAAAGCAGCUCAAUAACUUAAAUGCCUGUAGUCUGGCUAAUAACGUCCUUACUGUGGUGCACCAGACCUUUACCAAAUUAAAGGACCACUUCAGCUUAAUGAAGUGGUCUGGGUGCCAGGUCCAUCUAGGAUUAACCCUUUCUGCUGUAAAGUUUGUUUACAAAUUGGUUAAUCCAGCCUCUAGGCUGUCUUUCUGACAGCUGCUAGAGAUGCUUCUGCGCUUCUCACUGUGACUUUUCAGUGAGAAGACGCUAGCGUCCAUAGGAAAGCAUUGAAAAUGCGCAUGCACAUUCAGCCGAUGACUGGGAAAGGAGUCACCGGCGCUGGAAAAAGGGUAAGGGAUUAACCCCUUCAUCCUAGAGCCCGGCGUGAAGGGGACCCAUGGACCCUAUAGAGCCAGGAAAAGUUUUUCUGGCACAAUAGGGGGUCCUUUAAGUUGCCUUAAAAGUAAAUAUUUUAAUGUGUAUAUACUGAAGUCUAAGGGGCACUCCGGACACACAAACCUUUAAAUAACCUGCACCUUCUCAAACGGUUUAACCCCUAAAGUGGCCUACAGCGCAAGCCUCUCCCUCGAGUACUGCUGGGAAGCAGUAAACUGACCUUCUCAGCCAAUCACUGACUCCCCAUUCACAAGGCUGGCUUGGAAAAGCAUCUUUAGAUGUAGUUAUGGUGCCAUAAGCAUCCUAAACUACUUUUUUUUGUAGUCUAUGGGUGCUAUCUCUUUCAAUUUUUGUGUAGAAUAUCAGGCUUUUCCCCACUUUAAUGGUUGCUUAUUUUAUGUGCAUCUGCUAAAAUGUCACUGUAUCUCUGCUUUCAUCUCUCACUGUACUAAUAAUUUGGGCUUUAAUUAGUGUUACAUUUAAUCUACAAAUAAUAGUGUAAAUGCGGUCAUGUAGAUUUCUUCUUUCCUACUUGUCACCUGCAUAAAGACCACAGAAUAGCUAUGAUGAUGAACAGUAAGUGAAAGCUCAAAUCUCAAAAUAUGAGUGAAUUAUGAUUCUAUACUGUCUUGACUGGCUCACUUCAUAUUUUUAAAGUUGUGAGAUUGUUCAAAUUCUUGCAUAUUUGAAUUGCAGUCUUGUUAAUACUCCAAUACAUUUCAGAAGUCAUAGUUGUUUGGGCUUGUGGCACUUAUACUUAUUUAUUUUUGGGGGGUUUCUCCUCCCCAUUUUAAGAAAGUAUCAAUAUCUCACACUUUUAUUUUCUCUUCCAGCGAGGAUCUGACGAGCUUUUCUCUUGUGUUGCUAACGGACCCUUUAUCAUGAGCAACUCUGCUUCUGCAGGUAAGCACUUUUUUUUUAUUUUUUUUAUUUUUUUUUUACUUUAUUUUUUUGGUGUAUGUCUUUCAAAACUAGCAAUUUAAAAAAAAUUAUAAUUUUUGCUCCAUGCACGGGCACUGCUGACCCUGUGCAGAUUACUUGUCAAAUGAGAUCUAUCAGAAAUCCAGUGUAAUUUACAUUAUUUCAUAAUUUAAGAAUAAAUGUAGUGCUCCGUACAUGAAUAUAUGUAUUCCUAUGCAUUUUGUUCCAUUGUCUUGUGUAAUUUAUUUGGCUUUUAAAGGGACACUAGUCACCAGAACUACAGCUUAAUUGUUCUUGUAUCUAUGUCUGUGCAGGCCUUUUCAUGUAAAGACUCUUUUCAGAAAGAAGUCCAGUGUUUAAAUUACUGCUUAGGGACGCCUUCAGUGGUGGUCAUUCUGGGUUAUUGAUGCACAACGUACAUGGCUCUGCAUGGAUGCGCUGAACUUUUCAUAUAGAGAUGCAGUGAUUCAAUGCAUCUUUGAGGAAAUGCUGAUUGGCACUGUGUGACAAUUUGCUGUGCAUACCAAAUAGCCUGGUCCAGCUAGAUUUAACCCUUUUUUUUUUUUUUCUAUAAACAUAGCAGUUUCAAAGAAGGCACUAUAGUGGUCCUUUAAUGCUUCCCUAUACACAUUUGUAUUCCUGACCCUUGAGUUUUCCUUUAAUGCUCUUAUCAAUGUUUGCUGGCAGAUUCUCAACCAGUUACUUUGAUAUCUGGAGGAGUUCAAGAGAAGUCUUGAUAAGAUUAGAGGUUUCAGUGCCCUUUGAGAGGUCUUCGAGUUGUCAGCAGUGUAGAGUCUCACCUCUUCUGUAGAGCAAAAAUGUCUUCAUUGUUUACACACACACACUCUUGUCAAAGAUGCAUACUUGACUUUUGCAGUCUUUAACUGGGAUAACAAUUUGCGUUUAGUUCCCUUGAGCUAAACCUUCUUUCUUAUAUGGAUAAAUGCUAUAAUUAAUCUAAAAUAUAGAUUAACUUCUUGCCUUCCAGUGUGUAGGUGUUGCGAUUGCCUUUAUCCUGUCUCAGAUCACUUCCUCAAGCAAGGCAAACCUCCCUGAUGCCAAAACAUUGUGUUCUUUGAAUGCUAGACAAUUCUCACUUUAACAAAGUGAAUUUAAAUAUUAAGGCUAAAAUGACUGCAUGGGUGGGGGUAGGGGGUCAGCUUUCGGUUUGAAAUUACAUUUUUUUUUUUUUUCAGAGAAACUGCUGUUUAUGAAUGGGUUAAGCCUUCCCCCUAAUCCUCUAGUGGCUGUCUCAUUGACAGCCACUAGAGGCGCUUGCGUGCUUCUCACUGUGAUUUUCACAGUGAGAGCACGCAAGCGUCCCUAGGAAAGCAUUGUAAAUGCUUUCCUAUGCGACGGGCUGAAUGCGCGCGCAGCUCUUGCCGGGCGUGCGCAUUCAGCCGACGGGGAGGAGAGAAGGAGGAUCUGAGGAGGAGAGCUCCCUGCGCUGGAAAAAUAAGUUUUAACCCCUUUCCAGAGCCGGGCGGGAGGGGGCACCCUCAGGGCACUAUAGUGCCAGGAAAACGAGUAUGUUUUCCUGGCACUAUAGUGGUCCUUUAAGGUGAGGGUUUAAAAAAAAUAAAAAAUUUUAUUUUUUUAUUUUUUUUAUUUUUAUUAAAAAUAUUUAAAGCAUCACGAUCGGGUCAGGAACACAAACAUGUAUUCCUGACCCUAUAGUGUUAAAACCACCAUCUAGCCUCUAAUGCCUCCUUAAAUAUAGCAAAAUCUUACUGUAUUCAAGCCAGAAGCUGUAGCUCUACGUGCUGUUUGCCUCAAAAAUACCAAGCAGUCUGCUGACAUCAGUAAUGGUAGCCUGAUCCAAUCGCAAUGCUUCCCCAUAGGAUUGGCUGAGACUGACAAGGAGGCAGAUCAGGGGCAAAGCGCGCAUGAUUCAAACAGACCUGGCCAAUCAGCAUCUCCUCAGAUGAAUUGAAUCAGUGAAUCUGAGGAAAGUUCAUUGUCUGCAUGCAGAGGGAGGAGAUGCUGAAUGUUUGGAUGCAUUUUAGGCAGCCAUGACCCAGGAAGGAUCCCUAACAGCCAUCUAAGGAGUGGCCAGUGAAGUUAUCACUAGGCUGUAAUGUAAACACUGCAUAUUCUCUGAAAAGACAGUGUUUACAGCAAAAAGUCUAAAGGUAUCUUUCUACUCAUUCAAUGUUAUACUCACCAGAACAAAUUCAAUAAGCUGUAGUUCUGGUGACUAGUGUCCCUUUAACCUCUUUGUUUGGGUUGCAUAAACUGUGUGAGCGUUUUCUCUAACUACAUUUUGCUUUAUUUAUAGCUAAUGGAAAUGACAGUAAGAAAUUCAAAGGAGACAGCAGAAGUGUAGGUGUGGGCUCCAGGGUUAUACAUGUCCGUAAGCUGCCAAUGGAUGUAACAGAGGCUGAAGUCAUAUCCCUUGGUCUUCCUUUUGGCAAAGUUACUAAUCUCCUGAUGCUCAAAGGCAAAAACCAGGUACUUAAAUUUUAUGUUGGCAUUCCCAUUUUUCUUUUCCUAACACUACUACUAACAACAACUUUAUGAAAUACAUAUUUUGACUGUUGGAAUUUCUCUCGUUUUAAAGUAUGUCCUAGGUCCACAAGACAUUGCAUUGUUACAAUAGGAUACAAUAUUACGAUACAUACAACCGUUUUAUUCUGUGCUGAGGUAUAUUGCCAUAGAUUUUAGUUUUUAGAUUGAAAUGAAGAUUUGACAGCAUCCCUGAGGUUACUCCAUAAUUGCAGUGCUCUGUAGGAAAAGGAGAAUCGAGCCACUUUAUUUUUGUGUUGCGGUAUGCUAAAUCCGAUAUCUUGUGAAAUCUAGCUAUUAGGCACCCCUGAUCUAGUGGGAUCCUCCAUAGACAAAAAUGUUGUACUACUGCAUGUGCAUGAGUUCAGCAGUGGCGUCUGCUCCAGAAGAGAACCCUUUGGGGGAAGAUGGCCACACUUGCAAGGGUCUGGUUCAGUUAAGUAGAACUCCUGUUUACCUGCCCCUACUGGUGAUGUCUAUGCAAAGGCCCCAGAUAUUGACAGUGCUGCUUUAAAGUAAGCUAAUCUAAAUCUUUAUUGGAUGUGGUGUGUGUUAAAAAGAUUUUUAUAUAUAUAUUUUUUUUUUUUUUUUUUAAGGCAUUUUUGGAAAUGAGCACAGAGGAAGCUGCAAACACCAUGGUAAGCUACUUCACCACAGUUACUCCAGUUCUACGAAGCCAGCCCAUCUACAUCCAGUUCUCCAACCACAAAGAAUUGAAAACUGAUAACUCUCCUAACCAAGCGGUGAGUUAACUGGUAUGAUUUUAGUAUUGUAAAAACAAUGCUUUGAGGUAAUUAUCUCUGCAUACAAAGUUUUACACAUCUUUACAUCUUUGGGUCGAUCAUGCAAAUUUAGUAAAAGCAUUAUGAUUAUUUGUGGUGAAAAAUUCUGUCUGGGGUUUUUUUUCUCCUUUCUUGUGUUUUAAACCUUGUGCAUUGUAUGCUGCUGGCAGAGGCAAGGCGUCAUGGUGCCAAAGUAAACUUGUAUUUCAUGUGUGGGAAGAACUGCUUUGAAACAAAAUCCGUUGUUGUGGGCUUACAAUUUAGAAUAUUUCUGUUGUGAACUAACUUAUGAUGGCGAGCAAAAUUUGAUUUGUGCACGUGUGAGAGAUAUUACAACUUUGUAUUUUUUUUUUUUUUUUUUCCUCUCUCCAGAGAGCACAAGCGGCACUGCAGGCUGUGAAUUCUGUUCAGUCUGGAAACAUAGCACUAUCUGCCACAGCUGCUGCAGUGGAUGCUGGCAUGGCAAUGUCAGGACAGAGCCCAGUGCUGAGGAUAAUUGUGGAGAAUUUGUUCUAUCCAGUUACACUGGAUGUCUUGCAUCAGGUCAGGAAACGUUUAAUUUGAAAGGAACUCUUCUUAAAUGUCUGUUAGUUGGCUUAUUAAGAUGCUUUUUAUGUAAUUUUGGGAGUUUAGAAUCUUUAUACUCAUUCAAUGUUAUACAAUAUUUAUUAACUACCUAUUAAAAGUGUAUGUAUAUUUAUUUUCUGUUUUUUUCUUUAGAUAUUUUCUAAGUUUGGGACUGUACUGAAAAUAAUAACGUUCACAAAGAACAACCAGUUUCAGGCACUUUUACAGUAUAGUGACCCAGUGAGUGCCCAGCAUGCCAAGCUUGUGAGUAUGGCCUUCUACUUAGCCUAUUACCCAACUGAAUCCUGUACUUUUGUAAUCUUCCCCCAUCUCCAAUAUGUUUCCAAUCUGUAUUUGAACAAAGCUGGUAUACGAUCACCUGUAAUUAUUUUAACUAAUUGUGCAUAUAAUUCUCUCUAGUCUCUGGAUGGGCAAAAUAUUUACAAUGCUUGCUGUACACUUCGCAUAGACUUCUCCAAACUCACCAGCCUUAAUGUAAAGUAUAACAAUGACAAGAGUCGUGACUACACACGUCCUGAUCUACCUUCAGGAGAUGGACAGCCCUCCCUGGAUCAGACCAUUGCUGCCUUUGGUUAGUUUUGUUAUUGGUCACCAAACUGCAAUUUGCAAAUAUUUUGUCUGUCAGAUCACUUUUUUUUUUUUUUCCUUCUUACGAUUUCAAUAAUUGUAUAAUGGUUAACAUUUCUCUUCCGUGACAGGGGCACCUGGACUGAUUUCUGCCAACCCCUAUGCAAGUGCUGGUUUUCCUCCAACAUUUGCCAUCCAACAAGGUAAUGACUUAAUCUAAAUUUGGACAAAAUAUUUCAGAACAUGAGUUUGUGUGUUUUUAUUUAUUUUUUUUUUAACCCCAACUGUGAAGAAAUACAAAACUGUUCUAUUUACUUAGGAUUAGGGACCCGUCUAAAUCUAAAUACUGGAAACCCUUCUAAAUACCCAUAACGUGGAAGUGAACUAUGAGAACUGUUUAGUGGCUGUUCAUUGUGAGAACCGCAACAGAGUUAUUUAACAAUUAAUGUAAAUGUCUGUAUUGGCUACAUUAAGGUGUUUAAACUAAAGAAUGCAUUAUUCAGCUGUCUUUGAUUAAAAAGAAUAUAGCGUAUGUCACUAAUAUACCUUAUUACAAAAUGCUAACUUUACCUAAUUCCUGUUGACUAGUCUAACCUUCUAUGACUGCAGUCCAUAUUGAAUUACUGGUGCUUUAUCAGGUUUUCUUUCUUAUCUAGGUGUCCAUGGAACCCUAACACAACUUGCUCUCCCUUCUGCUGCUGCCGCUGCAGCAGCAGCAGCAGGUCGUCUGGGUAUCCAUGGGCUUGGAAUUCCUGGGAACUCUGUUCUGCUGGUUAGCAAUCUGAACCCAGAGGUUAGUGGCAUUCUGUUUUUGUUUGUAUUAAAAUGUAACCUAUAUGUACUUAUUAGUCAACAUUAUAUGAAGUGUAUUCAGUCGAUUACCUGGGAUUUUCGACAAGCAGGAUAACAUUUUUUGAUUAUAUUGACACUGCCACCUGCAAAUACUAAUUUUCUGGUGUAAUCAGUUGGCAUUCUGUCCUGCAUUUUCUUCAUCCUUUCUGACUUUGUCACAAACAUGUUCUGGCAUAUUCUCAUUUUCAUGUCUAACUGCUGUUUUGUUCAUUAUAGCUUCAAAAACGAACACAUCUGUUUACUAGUGUAUAAAUUCUGUAAUCUUUGCGGUUCUAGACUGCAAUCUAUGAUUCAUGCCAGUAGUUGGGCAGGAAUUUUGCUCUGGUAGUAUUUGACCUUUUUUAUUUUAUAGAUCUAGAUAUAAAGAUUUUUCUCACUCCAGUUUCUUGUGCUGAUACACAAUUCUCACUAUUUAAUUUUGGGGUUUUUUCUGCUUACGUAAAAAUGUAUGUUCUUUCCUUUUUCUUUUUUUGUAUUCGGUGGGGGGGGACUGACACCUUUUUUUAAACUACCCAUGAAAGUCUAUACCAAGUCACUAUUGUAAUGUAAUAGCUAUUCCGCUUUUUAGCGGUUAAAAUAUAAAGCCUUAUUUGAAAGAAAAAGAGACAACAAAGUUCAGCUAAUGUAUAUGACAUUAAAUGUGCACUUGUAGCUGUACAGGGCUUCCAACUGAACUGGGUCUUGAAAUUAAAAGUUCUUUAUAUAAAGGCUAGUUAAUUCUUAGAAAAUACAGUGACAGUGUUUUAAGAGUUACCACUUUUAAGUGGCAGCUUGAUGUUAGCUGUCAUAAAUUUAUAAGGCAAAAAGUGGCAGUAAAAGUAAUGCAUCUUAGCUUUCAAAGACGCUGCAUGGAUAUUGUCAAUUUUUUGCAGGUUUUCGUACAAACUUUGUGUGUAUAGUGUCACUUUAAAACUUGACUGCCUUUUUAAACUCUAAACCCUUUUAGUUAUGACCUCUACAUAUUUCUUUUAUAUAUAUUUACUGACCAGUUUUUGCUACUUUUUUUUUUUCCUUUUCCCAUUACCUCCUUUUUUUUGUUUUCUGUUGUCCCUUGAUCCGGAAUUUCUUUGCCAACUGACUGCACGGCAACUUCUGCUUCCUGUUGUGCUUGAAACAAAACAUUCUCCCUUCCAAAAAAAAAAAAAAUUACCCAAAAACCCUGCUGUCUGGAUCCAACCUAUCCUUCAAAAUAUUAACCACCUUGAAUAUCAUCCGUCAACUGCUCCUACCACUCCUCCGGUGACACCUUCCUCGUGGACCAUUUCUGCAAGCUGUGCUCUCCCCUUCGGCUCCUUUUCUCUACCCCUGUCCCUUCGCUGCCUUGCUCUGCUGUUUUCUAAAGAGAGUUACACCCCAAUGCCUCUUUAUUCUUUUCGGUAUGUUCUGCACUUUUUUACAUUUUAUUUUCAUUGUACUUUGUGGGUGGGGUCAGCAUGCAUUUGUAUUGGGUGGAACUAUCUGGGUUUUUAAAGGUGCAGUUGCCACUAAUUUGUUGGGCUUGAAAUUUUAAUUCACUCUGGAGCACUGAACCUUUUUUGAAUACAGCAGCUCGCAUAAAUGUGCUUAUCUGUUUAACUGUCUUGUAUCUGGCUUUAAACUAUAGUGUUUAGGCGUCACUUUUUUAUAUUUGUAUAUAAAAUAAUUUGGCCAAACGAGUGCGGUUUUCCUUUUUUCUUCCUUAACCCCUUAAGGACCAAACUUCUGGAAUAAAAGGGAAUCAUGACCUGUCACACAUGUCAUGUGUCCUUAAGGGGUUAAAGGGACACUAUAAGCGACAAAAUAACUUUAGCUUAUUGAAGCAGUUUUGGUGUAUAGAUCAUGCCUCUGCAGUCCCACAGCUCAAUUAUCUGCCUUUUAGGAGUUAAAUCAGUGUUUAUGCAGGGCUAUAGUCACACCUCUCUGCAUAUUGCCUACAGUCUCCCUACAUCCUUAAACAAGGAUAGUUUAAUGAUAUCUCUCUACACUAAUUUUAAAUAUGCAUCCUGUGUGAAUAGACUGUAGCUUAAAGUUAAAUUAAUAAAGCAGACCCGAAGCUUCAAUAAGUUGCAGUUGUUUUGGUGAAUCGAGUGUCACUUUAAAGCAUUCCACAGUAAAAAGUACUGUAUUUAAUAUUGAAUAACUAUUGAUGCCUUUUCUUUUCAGAGUAUGAAAUCUGUAUUUAAAUUUGUGGAGAAAAUUUUUUUUUUUUUAUCCCUUAAGCUUGUAAAAGUAGUCUCUACUGUGCCAAUGUAGACCUGCUAUUGUUGGCACACACAUUGGAAUAUAUAUAUUCCAGUCACAGCAAUGUCUAUAGUUGUUCCUAUAGAUGUCUUACUGUGUUGCCUUUCUAUGGCUUGCCCCUACUGACAAAUCCUGGUGUCUCCAUCUGCAUGUACUGGCUAGCAGACUGCAUUGGGAACAGUAGUUUGCUUUGCUCUUCGGUUAGAAGCUUUAUUACUUGCUUGACAUCCUUAAACCAGAGCUCUUGGUUUAAUGGAAGGUGACAAUCUAGUUCAUGUCCACCCCUUAUUCAGUAAAGCUAAUGGUUAGGUUUUAAUUUGUCUGUAAUGCUCACUCCUGGACUUGCUGUCCCUUGUGUAAAAUAUUUUAAACACACAUUCCUUAAAUGAGCGCUUUUCAAGUUUUCCAUCAACUUAUGUGGCAUUUGCACAUCUGCUUGCAAUGUUAAUGGGUUUGCAUUGGGUGCACACAUGUAUUGAGCAUUGGAUUUGUUGGUGUGUUUUGUCAAAAUGUACACUAUAUACUAAACAGCUUUGUUUUCCACUUCCUAAGGUGUGUAUGGUGAUGUGCACAGAGUGAAAAUUCUCUUUAACAAAAAGGAAAAUGCACUUGUGCAGAUGGCAGAUGGCAACCAGGCUCAACUGGGUAAGAACACUUCUGUCCUCUAGUGGUAGCCUGCAUUACUUUGCUUGAUGUAAUCUCAUUGAAAGUAAAAUAACUUUAGUCUCAAGGGUUAGUCCAUUAAAAAGGCAGGUCUCACUUAUCGACCUAUAUGUUGUAUAGUACCUUGUACAAACGUGCAUUACAUAACACAUUCGCUUAGUCCUGCUGAAGUAGGAACUUAAGUGUACUGUAGCUCAAACUGCAUUUUUGGGUUUUAUAAACAUCAUGAAACCUUACCAGAAUCCUCAAGCUGCUGUAAUCACUGUUUUUAAAUUCUACUUUUGUAUUUUCAAUGCAGCAAUGAGCCAUCUAAAUGGUCAGAGACUUCAUGGAAAACCACUUCGUAUCACAGUGUCAAAGCAUCAGACUGUUCAGUUGCCAAGAGAGGGACAAGAGGACCAGGGUUUAACUAAAGACUACGGUAGCUCUCCUCUCCAUCGAUUUAAGAAACCAGGCUCUAAAAAUUUCCAGAAUAUCUUCCCACCAUCUGCAACGUUGCACCUUUCAAAUAUCCCGUAAGUUGCUCUGAUUUACCUUGUAUCACAAAAUACAAAUUCCUUUUAAACCCUAUGUUGACUUGAUUGUUCAUGUGUAUAUGCUGGUUUUGGAUUAAUUCUGUGUAUGUAUAUAUGCAUUUUUUUUUUUUUUCAGUGUGCAGAUGGAAAUAUUUUGUGUUUGAAAGUACUUUGUGUGUGUGUAUGUAUUCUCACUCUUCCCAAGGUGCCUGUAGCCUUCCCCUUCACUUGCACACAGUCACACUAAUGCAAUGGGUAUAUGCGUAAGUGCCAGAGAACACUGGUUUGUGCCAAAAAGCUCACCAUUUCGCACUAAAACUAGGACAUGGCCUGCUAGCUGUAGAACUUUUUACAAUAGGCUGCAGGCAUGGUGCUAAAUGUCCCUUAAUUUCUAUAUUUAACAAGUGAUUUUGGUUGCUUUAAAAAAAGCAGUUGAAUUGACUACAAUUAUAAUCUUUCUUUCUUUUAGACCCACUGUAUCUGAAGAAGAUUUAAAGAUGCUGUUUUCAAAUGAUGGUUAUACAGUGAAAGGAUUUAAAUUUUUCCAGUAAGUUUAAGUUUUGGAAAGCUGCAUGUUUGCAGACUGUUGCAAAGUUUAAAUAAUUAUUUUUUUUUUCUUUUCUACUCCCUUUACAGGAAGGACCGCAAAAUGGCCCUGAUACAAAUGGGUUCUGUGGAGGAAGCCAUAGAGUCUCUAAUUGAACUUCACAACCAUGACAUGGGUGAAAAUCACCACCUGCGUGUGUCCUUCUCUAAAUCCACCAUCUAAUGGUUGGGUUUGUGGAGAGACAAAGAACUCUUAAAGCCCAAAGAGUGGCUUCUGAAGGCAGAGGUCAUUCCCCAGGGCCCACUUCCAUCAUUCCAGAUGAAAAGCCACUUUACGGAAAAGUGCAGUUCAAGUGUCCUUGGAAACUAGAUUUGUGUUAAUUUUUUUUUUUUUUUUUUUUAAAUUGUUUAGAAAUCCAUUUAUUGGUUUAAGAAUGCACUCGUGGGAAUUUGGGACGUUGCUUGGGGAGGAUUCCUGUCACCAUGUGUAUUGAGAGCUUGUCCACUAGGGCAGAGCAAUCACUUUUAUAUGCUUGCAGUAGGUCAGGUAUCCAUAUUCAUGGACCAAUAUUGGGGUAUGCAGUGCCUUCUAUUCAGGUUCCCUAUACAUUUAAUUUGGUGUAGGUGUUUGUUUUGAGUUUUACUGGACUUCGUGAAUUUGUAUAUUUAAAUAUCCUUUCUUUUUACAUAAGGAAACUUUUUUUUUUUUUUUUUUUAAUAUAAAUAUAAAUUCAGAAGAAAAGAUGUGAGCUGUGGGACAAGGUAUAACCUAUGUCAACUAUAGAGCUGUGCCUUAAAUCUCUGAAGCAGGGCUGUUUUCAUUUGCUAUAAUCUCUGCAGUUUGUAUACAUGGUCUUGGAUAUUUGCCCACUGAUCAAAAACGUGUUCCAACAUCACGAUCUGCACUUUUACCCCUUGCCCCUCCCCAAGCAAAACGUGGCUUUAUUAAUCAUUCCAUGCAAAUUUUUGACCAAAUCAUUUUUUGUUUUAAUUCGUUAUUCCUCUUUGUUUUAAAGUGAACUUGUGUUUACUGUGGAAUUCAGUUUCUAUGCUGCUUUGCAUACACCUUUUUGUUUUUAAGUGAAUUAAUCUGAACUUCCUCAGAUGAGAUGCAGAUUCCAUGUCUGAGAGAUUUUUGUAUUGUAUAUUUAGAAGGCUAAAUUUUUCCCUUACUAGGUUUUAUGUACAUUCCUUAUGUGUUCAUGCAUCACACUCCUCUCACUCAAUGCCUUAAGUCACCCUACUGGGUGUUAAGCCUUCUAAUGUUUCAGGUUUACACUUUAAUGAUAUUGGACCAAGUCUUUCAGAUGUUACCAUGUGACCUAGUCUCAGGCUUCCACACACUCCUAUAUUGAAGGGGGAUGUAUGUUACAUAUUCUAGAUUGCCUUGUCUUAACAAAAAAAAAAAAAAGUAUGAUUCAAAACUUGGUCAUGUGUAAAAUAGGCUAGCAAUGUUCCAACCACCUGGCGCAUAUAUAUGAACAUCAUUGCAUAUUUGUGCAAGUCUUGACAAAGUGUAUCUAUUUGUCAGAAUGCAUUGAUGUUAAAUGCUGGACCGGCACACAGUUUUUGGUGGGGUUUUUUUUUUUUUUUUUUGUAGUAGUCUGACAGGCAAUUGUAACACCCUCUGAGAAUAAUGGGAGGUGUACACCACCUGUAAAGGUAUUUGACUACCAGUACACUAGAAAGUAUAGAAUUACUAUACACUACCUUAAUACAACUAUCUGAAAACGUUAGUGCCUUAUUAUACCACAUGGACUAACUUCUGCUCAAAUAUUUGUAUGCCAGUACUUAAAUUUAAAAAAUAUUUUUAUUUUUUUCCUCCUGAGGGAUGUUAAGGUGCAUCAUGUGAAUCGCAGCUAGAGCUCACUCCCAGUGCGCAGUUCACUAAUGUAUUCAAGAACUGUAAAUAUGUGUAGCUUUUUAUAUACAUGUUUUUUCUGCAAAAGCUGCAAAACAAUAUAUUUUUUUUUUGUGGUUUAAACUGUAUAUUUUGAUAACUUUUUUCAGAAGGAUUACAGUAUUGUGGGGUGCCGAGAUGAGACAGCUAAAAUCCAUUACCUCUAAUCAUAUGUUUGUACGGAAAAGACAAAUUAAAAACAAACUAUUUUAUAAGAAACGUUUAUACUUCUCAUUAGAUAUUUUGUUCAGACUAUAGCAAUCAGUUAUCACCCAGUAUUUGUAUGGGCUUAUAAAUAAACUACUUUAUUCUUCACUUUUUUUUUUCCCCAUCUGGUUUUUAAUCUGUUUCUUCCUUAAUACAGUUUCUACUUCUGGUUCUUUUUCUGACUUGGUUUACCUCUGCUUAAGGGUUGGGCAAAUGCAACAGAGCUGAGUGAUAACAGUAAAGUUAAGACGGUUUGCUAGAAGGCCUCUGUAGUUCUUCCAAUCCCUGUAAAAGCCCAUGUUGUGUAAUAAUUUGAAGAGGUGUGUAUAUGUGUGUGUGUGUGUGUGUGUAUAUAUAUAUAUAUAUAUAUAUAAUUUUUUUUGCCUGUUUAAAAUGUAAAUUUCUAAACAAUUUAAGGUUUUCCUGUGUUCUAGUUAUGUUGUUUCUUUGUACAAGCUAUAGAGUAAAUUUGCAAUGAAAUGUGUCUGUUACUGUAGCUCUCAUUGCUAGGCUUCUCUAGGAGCUAAUUGGUACCUUUUUUAUGCUUCUAGGUGAAUAGCUUGAGUUUUAUUGCUAUAGCCAAUAAAAGGAUGGAGGGAUAAAAUACCUCCUUACCAAACGAGCAAAAA